Messenger RNA from Acytostelium subglobosum LB1, 840 nucleotides. RefSeq lists its product as hypothetical. The record is from RefSeq and is a predicted model, not a curated record. Lineage: Eukaryota; Evosea; Eumycetozoa; Acytosteliales; Acytosteliaceae. The annotation marks the transcript as partial. The transcript has a single exon.
AUUGUGUUACCUGAAGCUAGAAUAGAGUCGAUCAUUGGGUCAUUUCCCAGUCUGACACGCAUGUCAUUUCAUGGACACACAUUCAUAUCAGAGGAGGCGUCCAAAGAAUGGUUUUUAAGGAGUACAAGGACACUGCAUUUGGAAGAAUCAAUCAUUGUAUUAAAAGCUGGUAUGAUUCCACCAACUUUGACACAUCUGACCUUGGGCGAUAACUUCAGCCAGUCACUCAGCUCCAAGUUGUUGCCAAGCAGCUUGAUCGAACUCCACCUUGGCAGCAAAUUUAAUCAUCCACUUGUUAGCCUCCCCAGCGGAUUGACCACCCUCUCGAUUGGCGAUAGCUUUAAUCAGCCAUUGACCUCGCGGCUACUCCCACAAUCAUUGACCAAGUUGAAGCUGGGCAAUGGUUUCAAUCAAUUAUUGCCGUCCUUGAGGACACUCAAACGUCUGGCCCUCGGUCAGGCCUUUAUCGACAAGAACAUCAUGCCGAUGCUUACACCUGACGAGUUUACAAAGAAACUGAAGAGCAAUGACUACACGACAAAGGCUCAAUUCACUGUGCCCUUGGAGUUGGUAUGGUUUUCAUACAUAACAUUAUUGCGCCAUCCGGUCAUGUUGAUCAGGUCAGUGAUGUCAUUCUUCCCCUCUGCUUCAGUGUGCCUGAUUGAGGUUGACCAGUACAAAGUACAAUACAACAAGUACAAUGCAUUCAUUGCUUGUAGACGUGUUGAUCAACAAACUCUCUUCUGUUUGUUAGAGAAAACCAAGAAUACAUCCUAUCUAUAUGGUAUUGGGACCAGUGUCCAUCGAGAAAUCAAGAUAAUUAACAUGAUGAAUGGAAAU